UCGAGUAGCUAUCGGAUAAAUAAAGAAAUUGCAAUGAAUGGAAAACAUGGUCUCAACAAGUUAGAGUCAUCGGGAUUAGCUUUUGAAAAUGUACCGCUAAAUUUGGGACGUUGGGACAAUCAGCGUGUAUAUAAAUUGUUUGAUUUUGCACUGAUCGGUGACACCUAUGAAGAGUCAUCGCUCAGCGGUUUAGUAUGUUUGGCCACACAGACAUCUGUCGAGCGAUUACUGUCGGUGGCAGAGGUGGCCAGAAAAUGGCUAGGUCCGAUAUCUGUUGCUGUCUUUGUAUCAGGUAGCGAUGAAUUCACAAUAUUGAAACACUAUAUUACCUAUCUGAGGUUGUGUUUCGACUUUGUACGCACAAAUGUUACAUUUCAUUUGGCCUUUCCUCACGACCGGAAGCCCAAGCACGAGACGGCCAACUCAUACAAGCUGUUGCAAAUGUUCGAUUGCCGGAAUCCGCAAAAGACCCUGCACAGCAUGUUGCAAAUGAGAACAAGCGAAACAAUACGCUGGCGUUCACGAAAUCUGUAUCCACAAAAUCAUUUGCGCAACUUUGCACGCAAAGGCUGCCAAACGAAAUAUGUAUUUCUCACAGAUGUCGACAUAGUACCAAGCAAUAAUAUUGUGCCAUUGCUAAAUGAUUUUCUAGCAACGGCCAGAUGUUCGACGGGUCUGUGUGCUUACGUCAUACCUACACUAGAAAUUGAUGAUCGCGUGCGAUUUCCAUCCAGCAAAACCGAACUACUGCGGCUGGUGAAAAGAGGAUUGGCAAGGCCUUUCCAUGAAAAAGUUUUCAUCUACAAUCAAUAUGCUACAAACUUUUCAAGUUGGCUUGCCAACAGUCACACAGAUGACCAACUGAUCGCCAUUAGUCACCAAGUGACAAAUUAUGAAUUUUUUUAUGAACCUUUCUAUGUGGCUUUGGACAAUGUGCCCCCGCACGAUGAGCGUUUCGUUGGCUAUGGUUUUACAAGAAAUUCACAGGUCUACGAGAUGUAUGUUUCUGGUUACUCAUUUUAUGUCUUAACUCCUGUAUUCACCUGUCAUUGGGGUUUGCAAAAGAAAAACGCUCGUCCGUCGUGGCGUGAACAGCAAAAUACAUUCAACAGCAAACGCUUUGAGAUAUUCAAAAAAGAAAUAUUUGCACGUUACAAAAAACCAUUACAUUCAUUCGAUCAGAAGAAACAUGGAUGAUAUUGAUUGAUAUUAUUGUAAUAAAAUUA
This is a messenger RNA of Calliphora vicina (urban bluebottle blowfly), 1226 nucleotides long. Its product is annotated as beta-1,4-glucuronyltransferase 1. Lineage: Eukaryota; Metazoa; Arthropoda; Insecta; Diptera; Calliphoridae. The transcript has 3 exons. Gene Ontology annotation, cellular component: Golgi apparatus. The record is from RefSeq and is a predicted model, not a curated record. Gene Ontology annotation, biological process: protein O-linked glycosylation via mannose. The coding region runs from base 34 to 1197 and encodes 387 amino acids. Gene Ontology annotation, molecular function: glucuronosyltransferase activity.